AUGUCUUCACCUAGCGCUUCUCCACCUUCCUCACCCGCUUCUACAUCCUCUACUUCGACGGAAGAAAGGUCAACUCGCACGAUGGCAGAUGUUGUUAAUGAUUUUGAUACGGAGGAACUAAUCGAAUACCUGCGGAAGAAGAACUUGAAGCUUAAAGAGUCGCAUUUCAAGAUUUUUCGAAAAGAGAUUACUGGUUCCGCAUUUCUGGAUAUGAUUAAGGAAGAGUUUCGUGAUAUUGGAUUUGCGUUGGGGCCUGCAAAAAUACUCGCAAAAUUUAUCGAGGAUCUCGGACAAAAACUAAGAAGUUAUUCGUCGUAUAAAACUCUGGAUGACCUGAAAGAAAUGCUACGUAAGAAUAAGGUUAAUGGGGAAGAUAUAACGAAUAUCAAACAGUUCACACCCGUGUUCGAGGAAAUAGACGAUAAUGAAAAAGCAUUCGAACGUAGAGACUAUGACGGACGCCAACGAAGCAACGAGAUGCGAAUUUAUUUCGGCAAUUUUACAUGCGUCAAUUGA
Molecule: messenger RNA, 516 nt
Organism: Paraglomus brasilianum
Lineage: Eukaryota; Fungi; Glomeromycota; Glomeromycetes; Paraglomerales; Paraglomeraceae
Source: the annotation of a GenBank genome assembly